Topomyia yanbarensis is the source of this 636-nucleotide messenger RNA. It is a transcript of the gene Svip, whose product is annotated as small VCP/p97-interacting protein. The record is from RefSeq and is a predicted model, not a curated record. Gene Ontology annotation, biological process: negative regulation of retrograde protein transport, ER to cytosol; positive regulation of autophagy; negative regulation of VCP-NPL4-UFD1 AAA ATPase complex assembly. The coding region runs from base 130 to 375 and encodes 81 amino acids. Gene Ontology annotation, cellular component: endoplasmic reticulum membrane. NCBI's taxonomy places the organism in Eukaryota, Metazoa, Arthropoda, Insecta, Diptera, Culicidae. The transcript has 3 exons.
GUCAAAGAAUCAAAACAAAUACGUAGAUUGAAGAAGGUGCAUAAGCGGGUGUAGCCGUAAAAGUGCUCUUGAUUUAGUUAGUUCUCAUUUGGUUCAUUGUCCAGCGUUUGAAAUUAAUUCCCAUUCACUAUGGGGCUGUGCUCAUCGUGCUUUAAAGGAUCCACCGAAGAAUUACUCUCACCAAAUUUGGAAAUGAGACGUCAGCAACAACUUGAAGCUGCUGAACGACGUCGCGUGCAGAAUGAAUCAAGGGGAAUUAAAGAUCCGGAAAAAGUGCGUCGCAUGCAGCAAAAAUCACAGGAUUUGGAAAGGCGCGAACAAGAAGCAGCUCGUAUGGGUGGUGGACAACCGGUGUUGAAAUGGCAGCAAGAUUAAUCAUCUCUAGUGGGAUCUUGGCAUACUAUCUUUUGUGGUGUUGAUUGAACAUUAUAUUGUUAUUUUGUAUAUAUAUUUAUUCAAUUAAUUGUGACCAAAUACAUAACUAUUUUCUACGACGUCGGAUUAUCCAACAUAGAAAUGCAUUUUCUAGUCAUACACUGCUUUGUUUUUAAAAUUGUAUUAUAUAUCAAUAUGUCGUGCUAUUUUUUGGAAGACUAACGUAGUAAUUUUAUAAAAUAAAAUCUAUCAGAAAUGAAA